GAUCCAUGCAGAGAACCGCAUCUCUGAAUCAAUCACUCCACCUGGAGCCACAACUACCGCAGUUCUGAGGAUACAAUCAGACCUUUCACAGCCAUGUUCAGCGGAGGAGACAACAUCUUAGCAGCGUGAGAGAGUCUCCUGCAGCCUGUGAUCUUCUCAAACCCCUGAGAAAAGAGUGCUGCUGUCUGAUGUAGGAGCUUCUUUCCAGACCACCAUGUCUGAUCUGAGACUCAGACACCCAGCUUCAGGGGGCGGGACCAUCCAGACCUCGGUCCAGAAGAACCGACCACUGGUUCUGAAGCACCUGCAGUCCAGAAGACCUCCCCAUGCUGUCCUGUGGUAAGGUAGGUGUAAAGGAUCCUUGAUGACCGUCUCCAGCUCCAGCUCUGGUGGGAUGAGUUAGCGUCCUCCUCGAUCUUGUCCAGAUGGUGUGCAGCGAGCGAAGUUCUGGCACCUCCGUGCCCAAAAAGGAGCCGCAGAGCCGCCGGAAGAGGAAAUCCCGCCCGCAGGGUCUGCCGUCGCCGGCGCUGUGCUGCGCCUGCGGUCUGUGCAUCAUGCUGGCAGGCAUCAACAUCACGCUGGUGGGAGCCUUCGCCUUCACCACGCUCAUGCCCUCCGGAAACCCGCCCAUCAUCAUCGGACCCAUCCUGUUGCUGGUGGCCUUCACGUUUUUUGGGGCGUGCUGCGUAUGCAGCCGCCUGCCUCCUCCGCAGGGCUCGCGGCGGUCUAAAGGGGGCGCCGGAGGGGGCGGGCUGGGCUUCAUGGGGCGGGGGGCGGGGCUGGGCAGCGGCACGGCGGCGUUCGAGAUCGAAACCAGCGAACACACCAUGCAGGACACUACCGCCGUGCAGCUGAGUCCCACAAACUCGCCCAGCGGCUCCUCGCACGGCUCCGGCGUGGAGCAGGAGGCUAAUGCUAAUGCUAAUUCCAGCAUGGCGGCUAAUGCUUAUGCUAAUUCUAUUAUGGUGGCUAAUGCUAAUGCUAACGAUAACAUUCCGGCUCCAGAUUACAAUACACCAUCUAGAUCCUGCAAACUCUUCACAAUGGAGACCAACGGCCCAAAUUCGGUUUCGGUUUCAGCUUCGGCCACGUUUUCGUCCUCCACCGGCGGUGGAGGAGCGGUCCGGCUGACUUUACCUUCAGAUAGCAUGGCUACUUAGCAUUGCUCUCUUUGCUAAUAUUGAGUUUUUGGCAGAAAUGCUUACAAUUCACAACGCAGUACGCUAGAAUUGACGUUAAUAUGUUGCGUCAAUGCGUUGAUGUCAGUAGUCGUUCCUUGGCUCCUUGAACUGGCUCCCUGAAUUUAAAGUUGAAUUUGACGUUGACGUUGAAGCUAACGAGGCCAUGCUAGCUUAGAGAGCUAAGAGAGCCUGUAUGUACAUACUCUAUGUAUGUAGACUACAGGACAAUGUGGAAUAUGGUUGGGUAGCAUAGUGGCUAACACAACAUAGGAAGUUGGAAAGUUUGGAAAGUUUCCUACACCAAUGUGCUGCUUAAAUGCCUUGAAUGAAAUGCACUAUAUGGACUAAAGUAUUGGGGCACCCAUUGGUUCACAUUGGUUCUUCUCUUCUGGAGAUUUGAAGAAUUGAAGACCGAAGAUUUCUACAAAUUCUACUAGAUUUUGGAGCAUUGCUGUGAGAAUAUGAUUGAUUCGUUGACAAGAUACGCGUAAGUGAGGUCAGGAUGUUGGAUGCUCACCAAUGGUCUAUACCCUAUUAGCCCACACCAUACACUGGAAUAUACAUUAUUAGCCACGAUCCCAUUGGUUUAUGUUUAUUUAUCUUCUCCAGUAUAGUCCUCUUCUAUUGGCAGCUCUUCUGUACUACAUGGACUAAACAAACUGUAAAAAGUGUGUGUUUUUGUUCGUUUGCAUGUCUUGGGUGUCCCCAAACUUUUGGAAAUAUAGUGUAUUCUCGUAGAUUUUAAAUAGGAUUGAGCCACUUUGCGCCACAUUGCCAACAAAACGUGCCGAUUGGCGUAAAUGAAGAUGAAGACACUGGCACUUUGCAUUGGAACCGGUCAAUGUGGAGCUCUACCAAGGUUCCUCCGAGGUUCAGCUGAGUUUUCCCAAGGUUCCACCAAGGAUAAUAGCUGCGUUGUGUGUGAGAACAUAUUUACAAGGUUUUUCCAGCGCAGAUGGAUGAGCUGCAGAAGGUGAAAUUUCUGUGCCCGGCUUCGCAUGCCAACGCUGUGCCACUGUUACUCACAUUAUUCACAGUUAUGGCGCCGCGACGAGCUGGGAGCGAGCUGUUACUCAAGACUCAGAGCAGAUCAGCUUUAGGAGAUCGUUAUUUUCCUCGUAAUGUUGUACAGUUUCACCGUUUCACAGUUUUAAGUCCUGCCGGUGUUUAAAUUGAUGAAUUGUCCUGUAGUGUAGUGUUACUGUCGAUCGUACGUGUGUUUUUGAUUAAUAUGCUCGAUGUUGAAAUCUUAAAUAAGCCGCGACACUGUGUGAAAAGCACUGCCGUUUUAUAAAGAAAUGAUAUAAACUGAACUUUAGCACUACAGUAGCUACAAAAUCGGAUGAGUGGAUGGCAAAAAAAAACGUAUAAUUAAGUUACUCGACAAUGUGAGUGAUUUUUCCCAGCUAGCCAAUGAAAUAGCCAUUGAAAAUAUAAUAUAUUAAUGAACUAAGGAGAGUUGCUAUAGCAUUUAAUAUUUUUGUAAUACUGAUUAUUAACACACUCUAAAAAUUGCUGGGUUAAAAAAUGUAGCCAACUUUAAAGAUAAAGCCAGCAGCUAACCCACACAUAGUUGAGGAAAUAACCAAACAGAAAUGCUAAUGUAGAAGCUAAACUAUUCAAAACUGUAAAUUAUCCAACAAAACAUGCUAGCCCGAAAGCUAUCCUACACAGAACUGAGGAAAUAACUGUAAGAACAUGAUAAAUGAGAGGUUAACCUACCUAGAUCUGUAAAAUAAGCCCAACAAAACAUGCUAACCCAAAAAUGCUAAUCCCAAAGCUAACCUAUACAGAACUGUGUAGAUAAUCUGUGAAAAAUGCCAAUCUAUAUAUAAAAAAAUGCUAAUCCAGCAGCUAACCUACAGAUAAUAAUACAGAUAAAUAACUAAACAGAACAUGCUAAUUUAGUAGUUAACCUGCCUAUAUAUCUGGAAAUAACCAACUGAAACUAAUCCAGUGGCUGAUCCAGUACCCAACAAUUAUGUAAAUUACCCCAAAAAUAUGAUAAUCCAGUUGCUAACCUACAUGAAACUGUGCAGGUUAAUCUGGACAAAAUGCUAAUCCAGAUUAUACUUUAACAGAACUGUGUUAAAAAAUAAACAAAACUAAUUAACCCACAUAAAACAUUUAUUCCAGAGGCUAAUCUACACAGAAGUGCAAAUACCCCAACAAAACAUGCUAAUCUGAAAGCUAACCUAUCCAGAACCGUUUAUAAAGCCCAUCAAAACAUGCUAAUCCAGUUUAAAAUUUACACAGAAAUGAGUAGAUAAUCAGUGAACAUGCUAAUCUAGAUGCUAACCUAACCAGAAUUGUGUAAAUAACCAUACAGAACAUGCUAAACCAGAGGCUAAUCUACACAUAUGUGCAAAUACCCCACCAAAACAUGCUAAUCCGGAAGCUAACCCAGCCAUAACUGUGUAAAUAACCCUACAAAACAUGCUAAUCUAGAUGCUAACCUAGCCAGAACUUUGUACAUAGCCCUACAAAACAUACUAAUCCAGAGGCUAACCUACACAGAUGUGCAAAUACCCCAACAAAACCUGCUAAUGCUGACGCUAACCCACACAGAACUGUGAAGGUAAACAUUCUAAUCUAGAUGCUAAUCUAGCCAGAACUCUGUGAAUAGCCAAUCAAAACAUGGUAAUCCGUUUAAUUUACACAGAAAUGUGUAAAUAAUCUGUGAACAUGGUAAUCAUCUACACAGAUGUGCAAAUACCCCACCAAAACAUGCUAAUCCAUAGGCUAACCUACACAAAUGUGCAAAUACCCCACCAACACAUGCUAAUCUGGACGCUAACCUACCCAGAACUGUGUAAAUAGCCCAUCAAAACAUGCUAAUCCAGUUUAUAACCCAAAAGACACUGUGUAGAUAAUCUGUGAACAUGCUAAUCCUAAAGCUAGCCAGCCCAGAACUGUGUUAAUUGCCCAUCAAACCAUGCUAAUCCAGUUUCUAAUCAACACAGAACUGUGUAUGUAAUCUGUAAACAUGCUAAUCUGUAUGCUAACCUAGCCAUAACUGUGUAAAUAACCCUAAAAACAUGCUAACUCAGUUUAUAACCCAAACAGAACUGUGUAGGUAUUCUGUGAACAUGCUAAUCUAGAUGCUAACCUUGCCAAAACUGUGAAAAUAAUCCACCAAAAUGUAUUAAUUUAGAGGUUAACCUACACAGAACUGUGUAAAUAACUCUACAAAACAUGCUAAUCCAGAGGCUAACCCACAAAAAUCGAUGGAAAAGACCGACUUAAAUUAAUUAACCCAACAAAAGACGCAAGUAUUGAGUAGAAAAGACAACCCAGCAGUUUUUAAAGUGUGAUUAAGACAUUAUUUAGGAGCUGGAAGCCAAUCGAACUGAAAUCAGAAGUAGCCUUGGAGGUGUUUUCUUUACUUGACUUCUUUUUUUCUUUUUUUUUUUGUGAAUACUGCCAAAUAAAACGCUGUAACUUCGCUCCUCCCUGAUGGAUAAGGGCUGUGCACUCUCUGUUAAUCUGUAGACGCUUGGUGUGAUGAUGUUUUAUGGCGAUGUUCAUCAUUAUUUCACAGCUUUUGAUUCGUUAGAUUUUUUUAUUUCCACAGUCGAUUUAAUUCAGAUUCCCCUGUUUUGUCGUUUUUCGCUCUUUAAGUCUUGUUUUGUGAAUUCCUCUCACCGCCGCCGGCAACCUUCCCCCACACUUUGAUCUAAACCCAGCCGAGCCGUGGUGAAAGGGCACGAGGGGAGAUACCAUCGCCUCAUUACCGCCAUUCUUCACCACUGAUACGCCGGUUAAUGGAAAAUAGCUGUAAAUCAUCACUGUUAGAGGAAAACCUCGUAAAUCAAAAUUAGAUCUCAGUUCAAGGGCUGCGGUAAAGAGCCUGAUUCAUCUGUUAUUCCACACUGAGGUCCACUUUCUGAAACAAAAACAGUCUUUUGUUUAUUCACAAUUAGCAAUACCAUAGCAACCACCCUGGACAUAUUAGUAAUCACUUAGCAAACAUUAUAGCAGCCAGCUUGAAAUCACCUAGCACAGCAUCUAGCAACUGCUUGGCAAUGACCUAGCAGACACACUGCAACAGCAACACCAUAGCAACCACCUUAGACACCUUAGCUACCAGCUAGCAUCACCUAGCAAACCAAGUAGCAACUGCUUGCCAAUGACCUAGUAGCCACAUUGCAAAACCAUAGCAACCACCGUGGACACCUUAGCUGCCAGCUGGCAACACCAUAGGAGCCAGCCUGCAGUCUCCUAGCAAACAAUGACCUAGCAGACACAUUGCAAAACCACAGCAACCACCUUGGACACCUUAUCUGCUAGCAUCCUGGACAUAUUAGUAAUCAGUUAGCAACACUAUAGCAGCCAGCUUGCAACCACCUAGCAAACCAGCUAGCAACUGCUAGGCAAUGACCUAGAAACCACAUUCAAAACCAUAGCGACCACCUUGGACAUAUUACCAAUCACUUUGCAACACCUUAGCAACCAGCUUGCAAUCUCCUAGCAAACCAGCUAGCAACUGCUUGGCAGUGACCUAGCAGCCACAUUUUGCUAUAGUGUUGCUAAGUGAUUGCUAAUAUGUCCAGGGUGUUGUUAGCUGGUAGCUAAGGUGUCCAAGGUGGUUGCUAUGGUUUGGCAAUGUCGCUGCAAGGGCAUUGCCAAGCAGUCGCUAGAUGGUUGCAAGCUGGCUGCUAUAAUGUUUGCUAAGUGACUACUAAAAUAUUCAAGGUGGUUGCUAUGGUGUUGCCAAGCGGUUGCUAGCUGGUAGCUAAGGUGUCCAAGGUGGUUGCCAUGGUUUUGCAAUGUGGUUUCUAGGUCAUUGCCAAGCAGUUGCUAGCUAGUUUGCUAGGAGGUUGCAAGCUGGCUGCUAUGGUGUUGCAAUCACUUAACAACACCAUAUCAAGCAGGCAACCACCUAGCAAACCAGCAAGCAACAACUUGGCAACACCAUAGCAGCCACCUGGGUCACCACAGCAACCCCCUAGCAACGUAGGCCAUAUGAGCACUUUAAUUAUUUUUUUCAUUCUAGGUUUUCUUUUAAGAGUGAUGAAAUACUGAUCGAAGCACAAGCAGCAUGAUAUAUAGUUAACGCCAAAAGUGUUGGGACCCCAGAAGUUUUCCCAGAAAAUUAUAGCAAUUAUACAUGUUUUGUUAUAUGUUUAUUUCCUUUGUGUGUAUUGGAGCAACACAAAAAAAAACUGAGAAAAAAAAGCAAAAAUUAGGUCCUGGGUCUCCUUUCAUAGAAUUGCAAUUUAUUCAAAUGUCGACUGAGAGUUUAUUUAUUUGUUUAAUAAUUUAUUUAAACCCUGAUUGGAGAUGCCUUUCAAAAUUAUACCUUUAAAUUUGUUUUGUUUCUGUCCACGUCCCGGGGGGGAGCUACAGUUUCAUAAGUUAUAUUCUUGUGUAACCUUGAUAUUUGUCCACAACUUUAGUUCUCAAGUCUUUGCUCUAUUCUUCAUGCUCCAUGCUAAGGUGUGAUGUUACUCACCUGCCACAGGUGAGUUUAAACGAGUUUAACGAGCAUCACAUGCUUGAUACUAUUCCUUUGUAAUUACGUGUGAAAUUAGUUCAAAUUUGCAUUUUCAUCCCCCUACUUUUUGUGUUUUUUUCCAAUACACACAAAGCACAUAAACAAGUGUAUACUAAAAUACUAUAUA
Molecule: messenger RNA, 6805 nt
Organism: Astyanax mexicanus (Mexican tetra)
Lineage: Eukaryota; Metazoa; Chordata; Actinopteri; Characiformes; Acestrorhamphidae
Gene: tmem275a
Product: transmembrane protein 275a
Exons: 2
Coding region: 426-1160 (244 amino acids)
Source: RefSeq, a predicted model, not a curated record